AUGGACGACCCCGCAUCGCACCUCCCGCCCCCGCACCCCCCCGCCACAAUCCUCGCCCUCGCCGCCUCCCUCGGCCUGCCCGCCCCGACCUCCACCGAGCCGCUCACCGUCACCGCCGCCUUCCACCGGAUCUACCUGCUCCACUUCCCCGCCUCGGCCGCGCCCGCGCUGGCGCCCGCCAGACCUGAUGAGGAUGGCAGCGUGACGCUCGUGCUGCGCGUGUCGGGCGACCACCUCCCGCGUAUCAAGACGGAGAACGAGAUUGCGAUGAUGCGGUGGGUGAGGGAGAACACGCGCGUGCCGGUCCCGGCGGUCGUGCGGUGGGACAGCGGGUGUGAGAACGUGCUCGGGUGCGAGUUUAGUUUGCUCGAGAGGGUGCGUGGGUGCAGUGCUGAUAAGGUGUUUUGGGGGAUGGGCGAUGACGUGAGGAGGAGGGUUGUCGAGCAGCUGGUGGGGUUUCUGGCGGAGUUGCGGGAGACGUCGCGGUGGAAGCACGUCGGCGGGUUGAGGGUCGACGAUGCGGGGGAGAUUGUGCCGGGUCCGGUGGUGGACGAGUGGUUCUGGAUGGCGCCGAUGGUGGAGCGGUUCUGGGCCGGCACGGGGGAGACGGUGGAGAGUCUGAACCCGGUCGACGGGCCGUUUGCCUCGUGGGGGAAGCAUGUGGACGCGGCGCUGGGACGGUAUGUGCACGUCAUCUCCCGGCAUGCGGCGCUGCAAUGGGCGAGGGAGUUGGUGCCCCGGCUGGAGGGGUUACGGGCGUGGGUGAGGGAGGAGGAACAUGAGCGGGAGAUGGGGGAUACGGUGUAUGUGCUUGCGCACCGGGAUUUACAUCUGGCGAACGUGAUGGUGGACGAGACGGAUGGGACGGUGACGGGGGUGUUGGAUUGGGAGUUUGGCGGGGUUGUGCCGGGGCCGAGGUGGGAUCCGCCGAAUGCGUUUCUGUAUCCGUGGGGAGGGGAGGGGGAGGAGGCGAGGAGGGAGAGGGAUCGGAUGAGGGGGUGGGCGCGGGAGGUUUGUAGGGAACGGGGGAUUGGGGAGGAUGUUGUUGAUGGGGUGAAGUACACGGAGGUGCAGGAGGGGGUGCAUUUGGUUGUGAACCAUGUGAGGGCGAUUUGUGAGCUUUGGAGGGAGAGUAGGGAGAAUGAGAGGGCUUGGGGGAAGGUGGUGGAGGAGGAGCUGACCAAGCUUGGAUUGUAA
This is a messenger RNA of Colletotrichum gloeosporioides, 1197 nucleotides long. RefSeq lists its product as uncharacterized. The record is from RefSeq and is a predicted model, not a curated record. Lineage: Eukaryota; Fungi; Ascomycota; Sordariomycetes; Glomerellales; Glomerellaceae. The transcript has a single exon. The coding region runs from base 1 to 1197 and encodes 398 amino acids.